CGAGAGAGCUGGGUCGGGUGGGAGGAGGAAGAAGCAGGGGGGAGGAGGGGAGCGACGAGAGCGACCUGUCAGCUGGGCGCGGCGUGGGAAGAGGGGCCGGCCCGUGCGGAGACCCAGCCGCCGACAUGCCCGGGAUAGACAAGCUGCCCAUCGAGGAGACGCUGGAGGACAGUCCCCAGACACGCUCUUUGCUAGGUGUAUUUGAAGAAGAUGCUGCAGCCAUUACUAGAUAUGUUAACCAGCUGUAUCAGGCCAUGCACCGCAUUUAUGAUGCACAGAAUGAAUUAAGUGCAGCAACACAUCUGACUUCAAAGCUUCUAAAAGAAUAUGAGAAGCAGCGUUUUCCCUUGGGUGGUGAUGAUGAAGUUAUGAAUUCUACUCUGCAGCAGUUUGCAAAAGUGAUAGAUGAGCUAAGUUCUUGUCAUGCAGUACUGUCAACUCAGCUAGCUGAUGCCAUGAUGUUUCCCAUUACCCAAUUCAAGGAAAGAGAUCUAAAAGAAAUCUUGACUUUAAAAGAAGUUUUCCAGAUCUCAAGCAAUGAUCAUGAUGCUGCUAUCGCCAGAUAUAGCCGACUGUCAAAAAAGAGAGAGAAUGAGAAGGUCAAAUAUGAAGUUACAGAAGAUGUCUAUACUUCUAGGAAGAAACAACAUCAGACUAUGAUGCACUAUUUCUGUGCAUUAAAUACUCUUCAGUACAAGAAGAAAAUUGCUAUGUUAGAACCUUUGUUAGGAUACAUGCAAGCUCAGAUAAGCUUCUUUAAGAUGGGCUCAGAAAAUCUUACUGACCAGCUGGAAGAAUUUUUAACAAAUAUUGGAACAAGUGUACAGGAUGUUCGCAGGGAAAUGGAUCAUGAAGUAGAAACCAUGCAGCAGACUAUAGAGGACUUGGAGGUAGCUAGUGACCCAUUCUAUUUGCCUGAUCCCGAUACUACAAAAUUUCCUGCACAGAGGAACCUUACUCGGAAAGCUGGUUAUCUUAAUGCAAGAAAUAAAACAGGGCUGGUGUCUUCCAGUUGGGACAGACAGUUUUACUUCACUCAGGGUGGAAAUCUAAUGAGCCAGGCAAGAGGUGAUGUAGCUGGAGGACUUGUUAUGGAUAUAGACAACUGUUCAGUAAUGGCCGUGGAUUGUGAAGACAGAAGAUACUGCUUUCAGAUAACAUCUUUUGAUGGCAAAAAAUCUUCAAUUUUGCAGGCAGAGAGCAAAAAAGAUUAUGAAGAGUGGAUAUGUACAAUAAACAACAUCUCUAAACAGAUAUACUUAAGUGAAAACCCAGAGGAAAUUGCUGCACGUGUAAAUCAGUCAGCUUUAGAGGCUGUCACUCCCUCUCCAUCUUUCCAGCAGAGACAUGAGAGUAUGAGGCCAGCAGUACAUCCUCGUCCUCCCACAACUCGCACUAGCAGCACUGGGUCUCUGGGAUCUGAUUCAGCAUCUCUGUCAGCACUUUCCUUGGAUUCAAUUGUUGCACCUGACACACCUAUACAAUUUGACAUCAUUUCUCCAGUAAGUGAAGAUCAGCCUGGUCAAGCAAAAACACCAGGGCAAUCAGGCAGGCGUACAAAUCCUUUUGGAGAAUCUGGAGGAACUAAAUCAGAAACAGAAGAUUCUAUCCUUCACCAGUUAUUUAUUGUAAGAUUCCUUGGAUCCAUGGAAGUGAAGUCUGAUGAAAGUCCUGAUGUUGUUUACGAGACAAUGCGCCAGAUACUAGCAGCUCGAGCUAUCCAUAACAUUUUCAGAAUGACUGAAUCACACUUGUUAGUAACGUGCGACUGUUUAAAGUUAAUUGAUCCACAGACCCAAGUUACAAGACUCAGGUUUCAUUUGCCAAAUAUAGUUCUGUGUGCCACACACCAGGAGAACAAGCGCCUUUUUGGAUUUGUGCUUCACACUUCAGCAGGGAGAACAGAUAGUAGACCAACUUCAGUCUGCUAUAUAUUUGAAUCAAACAAUGAAGGAGAAAAGAUCUGUGACUCUGUAGGACUUGCAAAACAGAUUGCACUUCAUGCUGAAUUGGAUCGUAGAACAUCAGAAAAGCAGAAGGAAAUAGAGAGAGUGAAAGAGAAGCAACAAAAAGAACUCAGUAAGCAAAAACAAAUUGAAAAGGACUUGGAAGAGCAAAGCCGACUAAUAGCUGCUUCUAGUAGAUCCAACCAAAGUGUUGGUGAAGGACAAUUUGUAGUCCUUAGUAGUAGCCAGUCAGAAGACAGUGAUUUGGGAGAAGAAGGAAAGAAGAAACGAGAAUCUGAAGCAUGAGAUUACUUCAGUGGGAGACAUCUGACGCGUUGUUGGAGAAUAGAUGGCAAAGGUGGAGGGUUUGCUUUAUUAGAUGAGAUAGUAAUAUUCUGAUCUCUUAGACUUUGCUUGCUUAAUGUAAAUAUGGAUUUCCUUUCAUAUCAUAAGGAACCAUGGUGGUGCUGUAAUGGCCGUAGCAGACGUGGAUCUUUUGAACUUCCUUUUCACUUAACUGGCUGUGCAGGUGACUUAAUGAGGAAGAAAUUGACAUAAAUUAAACAUAAGGACUAGGCAGAAACAUUUUAUAUUGACUUUUUGUUCUCUGUAGCCUGUGCUGGGAACUAAAAUGGGCUUUGAAUCAAGUGCUAACAUGUAGCUAAAUACUUCUGAGAAUUGGCCUGGGGCGUGGUGGUGGGAGUGUAAAAGAAAACAAAUAGCCCUGCAUUACUAUUUCUAGAUUAAAUAUGAGGCUACUUCUUUUAAAGAUUGCAUUGGAUAGUACUGGGCUUUAGGGAUGUGCGUGAGCUGGUUUGGUGCCACCUCUGGGAAGCGCUGAACCGGCUCAGGCGGCAGCAUUUGAACUGGCUUGGUGUGGUGGGGAGCAGUUUCCGUGAAAAGGCAGGUUAGCGGUGCCCACUCUCUAAAUGGCUGUGUGGGGCUGCGGCACUAUUCCCUGCAGCCUCUGUGUGGCAUCAGCACGUAUAUGUACACCAGCAACACCAUGCUGAUCAUGCAAAUACUUGCAUGACAUACGUGCUUUUUAAGCUCCUGACCUCCUUUUUGAGGGAACUGCUUCCUGCCCUUCCAGUGGGUGCACAUCCCUACUGGCCUUGCUUCUCCUGAACACAUUUCAGGGCUUUUUCUUGGAGGGUGAAAGGGAUUAAAUCAGAUUUAAAAAUUGAAGUGGGAUAUAAUUGCACCAUAUGUAUUUGUAACAAUAUACUGCAAAGCUUCCCAUGUCAAAAUGAGAAUACUGUGUGUAUCCUUCAAGCAAUUUCCAGCGGGUCUGCCAUGAUUACUGCCAUUACAAAUAGAUCCUUGGGGUCUCUCUUAAUCAGCAUGGUUUGAGAAUGUUGAUGAAAGGACUACAGCUGAGAUCAAAAUUACUUCUGUAUUCAGGCAACAAUGAUCUAACUUGGUUGAAAACUAAUUUGUAGGACUUCUUUGCUAAACAGUUCCACAUGCAACAUAGCACAUAAAUUGACAGUGAACUUUGUAGUGUAAAGCAUGAGAUCAAAUCAGCUAUAACCCCCCGCCCCCAUAUAAGUAAUAUUUAAUACAGAAGUCCUUGUUCUAUUAAGAACAUAAAUGAGUGGAAACAAUAAAGAAAUCCAUUCUGAUGGGUUGAGUCACCUGUUCCGUAUGUAGCCUACCUUGUUUUCUAAAUUCUUCUUUAUAUUUGUUCCUUAAAAUCAAGCAAAAUGGGUUUACUAGUUGGUGGACACCAUUUUUAAUAGAAGAAACCACUGUCCGCCCUUUUUUGUGUUUUUGGCUCCAGGUCUAAUUUAUCUCAUAAUAUAAACAAAGGAAGGCCAGUUGCACAUGAGAAACCCAUAUAUCCUUGUUACUCAAUAUGUGCAUCAUUCCACCCAGGCAUAGGUGUUACAUAUAUUUUCCUUUGUAGUAAGGAAGCAUUGCUCAGGGAAAACAACCACCAAUGUUUAAUACAAUUAUCUUUUUAAUGGGUGAAUAGAUUAAAAAAAAAUCAUAAUUUGGCAAUGUUAUCUUUUUGUGAAGUAAGAAGCACAAGGAAAUACAACAGAGGUCAUGUAUCUGGGACCUUUUGCUAUAUCCCAGACCUCUGCAGAGGGGAUGCUCUCUUAGAACCCUUGGAGGCUGCCUGGUGUGGCUUGCCAGGAAGCUUUUAAGUUCCUGUAGGAGUCUCCUUGCCCCAAGCUACUGAAAGAGAUUAAUAGGGCUUCAGUAAACAUAACAGGGGCUGCAGCUACUCACAGUCUGGCAGUGCCUCCUUUGUCCACCUCUGAUUUUCCACAGGUUUCAGCUUGAAUAUAAAGGUUGAUGGAAUGCCUUUCAUGUCAUUCUUGUAAGAAAUACUAACUUUAAAUGUGGCUUUAUCUUUUGAGGCCACUCACUCUGACAAAUUUUGUCAAUCAAUAAUUACGCUCCCUUUUUGAACUGCUUAAAGCCAUAUACUAUGAGAAGCCUGAAUUUAUGUUGAAGUGAAGCAGUUUUGGUAGCAAGCAACAGUUAAACUUUGGCCUCCACAUUUUCAAGCUAAGCUCAAGCAGUUGUCUUCUGCAGUUCGUGUGUUUGUGUGUGUGUGUUUACGCGCGCGUGCACUUGCAUGUAUAUGUGUAUAUAUGUAAAGAUGUAUGUUGAUACACUGUAUUAUAAUGUGUAUAAUACUUACAUUUCUUUAUUAAUGAAGCCAGUUGCUUUUUUUCUCUACCAGUGAAGUCAGAUAUUGGUUUUGCAUAUGUUACCCCUAGAUUCAGAAAAACUAUUAAGAGAGGGAUGGAUGCACAUGUCUAACAAUAGUGUGUGUGUGUUUAUGGGGGAGACAUCUGGAGUAGUCCACAGUUAAAAAGAUUGUAUAACUUUUUAAUAGUUAUGGAGGAAACCGAUAAUCUAGACCCAUUUCAAACUGGCUUUAGAGCAGGCUAUGGGGUUGAGUCUGCCUUGGUCGGCCUGAUGGAUGAGCUUUACCAAGGAAUCAACAGAGGCACUAUGACUCUGUUGGUUCUUUUGGAUUUCUCGGCAGCGUUCAAUACCAUCAACCAUGGUAUCCUUCUGGAUCACCUGGGGGAAUUGGGGAUAGGAGGCACUGCUUUGCAGGGGUUCCACUCCUAUCUCUUAGGCAGAUUCCAGAUGGUGGAGCUUGGUUUUGAAAUGGGAGCUAUUAUAUGGAGUCCCUCAGGCCUCCUGUCUAUCACCAAUGCUUUUUAACAUAUACAUGAAACCUCUGGGUGAGGUCAUCAGGAGAUUUGGUGCAGGGUGUUAUCAGUAUGCUGAUGAUACCCAAAUCUAUUUCUCCUCCUCCUCAUGAAAUGGCAUUCACUCUCUAAAUGCCUGCCUACAGGCAGUAGUGGGCUGGAUGAGGGAUAACAAAUUGAAGCUGAAUACAAGCAAGACAGAGGUGCUCAUUGUGGGGGACUGGAAUUUGAGGGAUGAGUUAGAUCUUCCUGUGUUGGAUAGGGUUACACUCCCCCAGAAGGAACAGGUAUGCAGCUUAGGAGUGCUCUUGGAUCCAGGCCUCACCAUGGUAUCUCAGGUGGAGGCUAUGGCCAGGAGCGCUUUCCAUCAGCUUCGGCUGAUUCAACGGCUGUGUCCAUUCCUUGAUGAGAAUAAUCUCAAAACAGUGGUGCAUCAGCUGGCAACUUCCAGGCUUGAUUGUUGCAGUGUACUCUAUGUGGGACUGCCUUUGUACAUAGUUCGGAAGCUUCAGUUCAAAAUGCAGCAGCCAGACUGGCUCUGGGGUAACCCAGAGAGACCAUAUUAUGCCUGUUUUGAAACAGCUGCACUGGCUGCCGAUAUGUUUCCGGGCAAAAUACAAAGUGCUGGUUAUUACCUUUAAAGCCCUGAACAGCUUGGGCUGCCUUAGAAUGCGACUUCUUCUGAAUGAUCUCCAUCGCAUGUUGCGGUCAUCUGGAGAGAUCCGUCUCCAGUUACCACUGGUAUGUCUGGUGGCAAAUCGGAACUGAGCCUUCUCUGUAGCUGCUCCUGGCCUAUGAAAUGCACUCCCAGCUGGCAGAUAUCUGCAGUUUAAGCUCGUUGUUGGUCUUUAAGAGAGCCCUGAAAACUUAUUUGUUUGGCCUGGCCUCCCAAAGUUUUUAAAUUGUUUUUAGGAAUUUUAAUUGGUUAUAAAUGGUUUUGAAUGGUUUUAAAAUUGUUUUUAUAUUGUUUUUAGUAGUGUGUUUGUUGUAUGUCUUUUUAAACUUGUUGUGUACUGCCCAGAGCCUUUGGAUGGAAUGGUCAUAAAUGUAAUAAAUAAAAAAAUAAUAAAUGGGCCAGCACAGGAUGAAACCAUGGAUAGCAGUUUUCUCUGGUCUGGUGUAUUUAUUUGGCAGUGCUUUAAUAGGUCUUAACCCUGGAAGUCAUGCAGAUUUUUCUGCAUUAUAUUAGAAAGAUUUUGCUAAUCAGAAUGUGUAAAUUCACCCUUAGGGCUGUUUCCCAUUAGUAUUUCUAUUGGAGAUGAUCCCUGUAUAGAAAAACAUGUAACUUGGCUAUCUGGUAUACUUGUGGUGUAAAGAUCAUUCAGUGUUGGUAGUGUUGUGGAAUUGCCCAGCAUACAACUAAUGGACCGUAGUGUAAAUAUAUGUGACAAUUACAGAAUAUACUGCUAUGUAGUACAAAAGGUGGCUAAUGUUGUGUGGCCAAAUAUCAUUGUGUGCACACAAAAGGGGAGGGGUGAUUUUUUGCUGAUACCCCCUCCCCCAAUGUGUUCCUCUAUUCUACCUGAAAAAGCACAGAGGAUUGGGACCUGCAACUUAGUGGUAGAGCAUCUGUUUUGCAUGUAUGAGGUUCCAGGGACAAUCCCUGGCAUCUCCUCGUCGGGGUGAGAGAGAGUCCUUCCUGAAACCUUGGAGGGGCAUUGUUAGUCAGUGUAGAGAAUACUGAGCUAGAAGAACUGCUGGUCUGAUUCGGUAUAGAGCAGCUUCCUAGAUUCUUACAUCCCUGAGAGUCCAGCAGCCCUCAGAGACAUUUUGGGGGGGAAGCAAAGAGGGCUGCAGAGGGUGAAAAUCAGUGAAAAUUGCUGUUCCACCAUUGCAUGUAUGCAAUGUUUGGUAUGCACAGUGUUCAUCUAAUGUUUGUCUAAUUGCCCAGAGACCCAAGUUUUGGGCAGUCUACAAAUUUGAAAAAUAAAAAUGAAUAAAUAGAUACUUGCUGGUAAAUUAAAUAUAAAAUCCUGGAAAAACUACCUCCUGGCAUCAUCAUCCUCACUGGCUUGUAAGGCAGUAUGGCUGAAAGGUGGGAUUAUACAUUGAUUAAAUAGAAAACUGUGACAUUUAGUACAUAUUACAUAUGACUUGGAAGUGUGCAAGUGUAUUACAUAUUGUUGUAACCUUAUGCCCAUCAACUAUAGUUUCAAAAUGAUAAAUGACUGCCAAUGAUAACAUGUACUGGCUGAUACACUUGACUAUUUUGAGCAAUUUCUCUCAUCAUAUCACUUUGGCAGGGGUUGGCAACCUUUGCUCUCCAGCUGUUGUUGAAAUACAACUCCCAUCUUUCCCAGCCACCAUUUAUUAUGUUGGGGAUGAUGGGAGUUGUAGUUCAACAACAGCUGGAAAGUCAAGUUUGCUAGCCCCUGCACUAUCAGUAUCUGGUGGUAUCAUCAGAGAGAUUUUGUCAAAACAGUAUCCUCUGAGGAAGAAAAAGGAAAUGCACACAUUACCUGAAGUGCAUAUUUCUUCACUGACUGCCAGCUAGUAAUUUGAAUCAAAUCAAUAGUACUGCUAAUGUUGCAGGAUAUUUUACAUUGACCAUGUACACUGCCUGUACCAUACAAAUGUCAGGUGGUUUAUAAACAUGAUAGAUGUUUGUCUGUCAACUGUAAAUUAAUUAUCUAAUAACGUAUACACAUGUACAUACAUAAUUGUAUGCACACUUCUCUUUUUUGUAUUUUAUUUCACAUUAUAUCAGGAGGCACUCUUCCCAUGACUUUGUUUUAAAUUUACCUUUUGUAAUAUAUAGCAGUAUGUUCUGUAAUUGCUAAUUAUACUGAAAAUACAAAAGUUUUUUCAAAAUAAGUUUUCUGUCACUGGAAGCAUUUUUUUGUUUUUGUUUAACUGUUGCGAUUGGGCUUAUGGUAGCAUAAAGAUACUCAUGCUGUGUUUCACACUGGUUGGUUUGGGUGUAACACAGAGCCAUGGUUUGUGUUAACCAUAGUUAAGAACCCAAACCAUGGUUUUUGCUUCCAAACAUCUACUUCUCUGCUUUUGUAUCUCAUCUGCUGAGGAUUCUGCAUCAUACGGUUGUAAGUUCACUCCUGUUGCCAUGGUGGAGUAGCCUAUUGAGAUGGAGCAAUGUCUAAUGGUGGUUUAGUGGUUGUUUGUGAAUUCAGACAUAAUGCGAAGCCACAGUUAGCAUGAACUGUGAUUUGCAAACCAACCUCAAACCCUGGGGUCAGACUGUGGUUUUGCAGUCUGAAAUAAACCACAUUUUUAUUGAGUGGCAUGGGUUCAAGCAUACAAACUAACCACAGUUAGACAAAAUAAAAAAUGGCUCCACAUUAUAACUGAACCAGCCCUAAAGAUUGUCUUCAUGGAAGAUUUUGUAAUGCUUGUAGUAAUGUUUUAGUAAUUAUGAAACACUUUUUACUGUUACAUAUACAAGGUAAAUAACACUGUGUUUUGUUUGUUAAAUUUGGCAUUUAACCAUGCCAAAGCUGAAGAGUUGAAUUCCACAGGUUGAGCACAAUUGCCUGAGCAAUGCAUGUGUUUUACAGCUGGGGUUAUGGGGUUUUUUUUGUACAAUAGAAUUGAUCAGGUUUGGGGGGGACAAAGCUGAAGAAAGAGAUGAAAUAGUUAAUUUUUUUUUUUUAGAUAGGUGAGCACUCUUACCUAAGAGGUGUGUUUCUAUGCUAUCCAGAAAUAUAGCAAAGAAAAAUAUUUUUGCAUGUUUCCCUUCAAUGUAUUGUCGUCCAUAGACAUUCCUUUAAUUUGUUCGCAUGUGAAGCAGAUGUUAAAAAUCCUGAUCAGAAUUAUCACUGAUUCAUUCAUUCUCUCUCUCUCUCUCUUAACAAAAAGACCACCUAGUUUCGAGUGGACAGGUGUUAACAUUUUAACUGUAUUUCUGGGCAUCCUGUCUUCAGAGUUGCAUAUGUGAAACAAAUAGCUAUCUUCUCUCUGCAAAUACAUAUAUCAAGCAAUAAACUAAGAUCAUCAUGUGAUCUAGUUUGGUAGAAAGUAUAAUCUAAAAUGUCCUUCUGAAAGUGUUCCAUAAUGGGAUUUAUAAGCAAGCCAAGAAUUUUGUACAAUAAAUUUGGAGGUGACCUUUAUCGUGUAAUGGAUUGGUCAAAUUCUUACAGUAAUGUAAUGGUUUGGUCCUGUUCUAGUGAUGUGCUUUUUUGCAGUGUUUCAAAGAACCAAAUACAGUUUCCCUGAGUACUUGUAAUUAAUAAUCUCCAAAUGUUAUCAGAUUUAUGUUAUCAAUUGCAGACUGAAAUCUGCAUGCUAAUAAAACUGUUUGGAAACAAAGUUCAGUUAAUUUUAGAAGAUGGUUUUCUGUAAUGAUUGUGUAAAUAUACUUCAUUUACAGUUGCUCCCCAAAAGCCCAUCACAUAUCCCAAAAUUUGAAAAGUACCUGAAAUGCUCUGUUGUCAAAUGUAUUUUAAAUUUCAGUCAUGCAAUAAUCUUAUCCAUAUAUUUAAUAUAGCCAGAGAAUCAUUUAUUGUACUUAAUAAAAAUAUUAACAGUU
Messenger RNA from Hemicordylus capensis (graceful crag lizard), 9608 nucleotides. It is a transcript of the gene APPL1, whose product is annotated as adaptor protein, phosphotyrosine interacting with PH domain and leucine zipper 1. The transcript is spliced from 22 exons. Gene Ontology annotation, molecular function: identical protein binding. Gene Ontology annotation, cellular component: endosome membrane; cytoplasm. The record is from RefSeq and is a predicted model, not a curated record. NCBI's taxonomy places the organism in Eukaryota, Metazoa, Chordata, Lepidosauria, Squamata, Cordylidae. Gene Ontology annotation, biological process: signaling. The coding region runs from base 126 to 2252 and encodes 708 amino acids.